This is a messenger RNA of Pyricularia oryzae 70-15, 4410 nucleotides long. Its product is annotated as ABC transporter CDR4. The record is from RefSeq and is a predicted model, not a curated record. Gene Ontology annotation, biological process: transmembrane transport. Gene Ontology annotation, cellular component: membrane. The transcript is spliced from 6 exons. The coding region runs from base 1 to 4410 and encodes 1469 amino acids. Lineage: Eukaryota; Fungi; Ascomycota; Sordariomycetes; Magnaporthales; Pyriculariaceae. Gene Ontology annotation, molecular function: ATP binding; ABC-type transporter activity; ATP hydrolysis activity.
AUGCAUGGGCCUGUGGUCGUCCAAACACCCCAAGGCGCCCGCGCCAGACACGAAAGGGCCUCUCUGGAGACGGGCGAAGAAUCGGACAAGACAGUAUACGAGGGAAACCCCGAGGAACAGGUUCAGGAUCUUGCCCUUCGAAUCACCAGGGAAGCGAGCGCCGCAGAAUACCCUUCCCUGUUCGACCUCCCCCCUGGCAGCGACCUCGACCCGAAAAGCCAAAACUUCAACGCGGAACGAUGGACGAGAGCCUUCUAUCAGACGAGCGUCGAGGCCCUUGACGGUACCGAACCAAACACGGCCGGGCUGUCCUUUCAGAAUCUCAAUGUGCACGGCCACUCGGCUCUCUCCAACUACCAGACCACAAUCGGCAACUCUUUCCACGCCGGCAUGGACCUGGUGGCUGGCCUCGUGGGCAGAAAGCAGGCACAGCGCGUCGACGUCCUGCGCGAUCUCGAAGGAGUCAUGCUCAGCGGCGAAAUGCUCUGCGUCCUGGGCCCACCAGGUUCCGGCUGCUCUACAUUCCUCAAGACGCUCGCAUGCGAGACGUACGGAUUCACAGUGGACAAGGAAUCGCGUCUAAACUACCAGGGCCUCGCCGCCAAGGACAUCCAGACGAGAUACCAGGGCGAAGCCAUCUACGUCUCGGAAGUCGACCACCACUUCCCACGCCUGACCGCCGGCGAGACGCUGUACUUUGCAGCGAGGGCGCGCUGCCCCCGGAAGCUCAAGAGCCGCAAGCACGAGUACGCCGAGCAGAUUCGCGACGUCGUCAUGGCGAUGCUGGGCAUCUCGCACACCAAGAACACCCGGGUCGGCAACGACUUCAUCCGCGGCGUGAGCGGCGGAGAGCGCAAGCGGGUCAGCAUCGCCGAGGCGGUGCUCAGCUACUCGCCCUGGCAGUUUUGGGACAACAGCACGCGCGGCCUGGAUUCUGCCAACGCCGUCGAGUUCUGCCGGACCCUGCGCACCCAGGCAAAGGUCUUUGGGAAUACUGCUUGCGUCGCGAUUUAUCAGGCCCCGCAGGAAGCUUAUGAUCUGUUUGACAAGGUUAUUCUACUCUACGAGGGCCGUCAGAUAUUCUUUGGCAAAACAGCAGAAGCAAAGGCCUACUUUGAAGGCUUGGGAUUCCUGUGUCCCGAGCAGCAGACCACGCCUGAUUUCCUGACCUCCAUGACCAGCGCCUCCGAGAGGACCAUACGCCCCGGCUGGCAAGGGAAACCCCCUCCUCGGAGCCCUGACGAGUUUGCAAAAGCCUGGAAGGAGAGUUCCCACCGACAGAGGCUGUGCAUGGACAUUGCUAGCUUCCAGGAAGAGUUUCCUCUUGGCGGUGCCGUGUCCGAGAAGUUCGAGGUCGCACGCGCGGGUCAGAAAUCGACUUUCCAAAGGCCGGGCUCUCCAUACACGCUGUCAAUCGGAGGCCAGCUGGCUUUGAACCUCUGGAGGGCCUGGAGGCUGCUGCUCAGCGACCCGGGGAUGACCAUCACCAUGUUGGUGACAAACUUUUUCGAGUCCAUCAUCAUCUCGAGCAUUUUUUACAACUUAUCCCCGGGCUCGUCGAGCAUGGACAAGCGCAACCUGCUCAUCUUUUUCGCCAUCGCCAUGAACGCUCUGGGAAGCCUGCUCGAAGUCCUCACCUUGUACGAGAAGCGCAAGAUUGUCGAAAAACACCGCCGGUACGCUCUGUACCACCCCAGCGUCGAAGCCGUGUCCUCCAUGAUCAUGGACCUGCCCUACAAGUUUGUCAAUUCCAUCUUGGUCAACGUCACCCUUUAUUUCAUGACCAACCUCCGCCGGGAACCGGGUCCCUUUUUUGUCUUCUUUUUGUUUACCACCCUGGCCAUCAUUGUUAUGUCUUCAAUGUUUCGACUCCUUGCCUCCGUUACCAAGACCUUGUCGCAGGCUUUGGCACCGUCUGCGAUCAUACUGCUAGCGGUCUUGGUAUACAGCGGCUUUACUGUUCCCCAAAACUAUCUCCACGACUGGAUCGGCUGGCUCCGCUGGAUAAACCCAAUCUUCUACAUCCAAGAAAGCCUCUCCCUGAACGAGUUUGUCGGCCGGCACUUCCCCUGCGACGGGUUCAUACCCAAUGGCCCCACAUAUGACGACCAAGGGUCCCUUUCCACCAGCAGGGUCUGCAGCGUCAAGGGAGCCGCGCCUGGGGAAUCCUUUAUCGAGGGGGCCGAACACCUGCGUGUCGUUUAUGGGUUCAUCGACGGCCAUUUGUGGCGCAACCUGGGCAUUGUUCUGGGCCUCACCCUGUUUUACACGAUUUGUCACCUCUUGGCCACCGAGUUGAUCAUGUCUGAGCAGUCCAAGGGAGAGAUACUCAUCUUUCCGCGAAACACUUUGAAGAAGAUGAAGGGCGCCAGGCCAGCCGCCGAUGAGGAAACCACGCACGAGGCCCCGGUAUCGCACGUCAUCAAUGGUGAAUCCCCUCGGAGAGAAAAGGUCGGCGGUAUCGCCAAGCAGCAGUCGACCUUUCACUGGAAAAACAUCUGCUAUGAGCUCAACAUCAAAGGCGAAAGACGAACGAUCCUCGACCAUGUCGACGGAUGGGUAAAGCCCGGGACACUGACGGCACUUAUGGGUGUUUCCGGGGCUGGCAAAACCACCUUGUUGGAUGCUUUGGCCUGCCGCAUCACCAUGGGAGUGGUAACCGGUGAUGCCUUUGUGGACGGCAAGCCUCGCACUGCCGAUUUCCAAAGGAAAACUGGAUAUGCCACGCAGCAGGACUUGCACUUGGGCACGGCCACAGUCCGCGAAGCUCUCGAGUUCAGCGCCCUGCUGCGGCAACCAGACAAGUAUUCCAAGCAGGAGAAGCUCGAUUACGUCAACGAGGUUAUCGAGCUCGUGGAUCUUCAGGACUGCGCCAAUGCGGUGAUUGGAGUAUUGGGCGAGGGCCUCAAUGUGGAACAGCGGAAACGUCUAACUAUAGGAAUCGAACUGGCGGCACGCCCGGAAUUGCUUUUGUUUCUUGAUGAACCAACGUCCGGGCUUGACAGCCAGACCUCCUGGGCAAUCUGCAACCUUAUGGAGAAGCUCACCAACAACGGCCAAGCCAUCCUGUGCACAAUCCAUCAGCCUUCAGCAUCUCUGUUUCAGCGUUUCGACCGUCUUUUACUGCUGGCAAGGGGUGGCCGCACUGUUUACUUUGGCGAAGUGGGUCGCAACUCGGCCACUCUGAUCGAUUACCUCCAGCGCAACGGAGCGCCUCCGUUCAAGGACGGCCUCAACCCCGCGGAAUACAUGCUCGACGUCAUUGGGGCGACGGCCAGGUCUAGAUCCAAGGACGUAGACUGGCCCACCAUCUGGAGAAACAGCCCCGAGUACCAAGAGGUCCAAGCAGAGCUCGCGCGCGGCAUCGGGGCGUCGGUGGUAGGGACUGAUCAGGAAAGAGCCGCCGUCGAGAAAACGCCCGAAUUCGCCGCAGGUUUGAGCACUCAGUUCUUCCUCGUAACCAAGCGUGUCUUGCAGCAAUACUGGAGAACGCCGGAAUACAUCAUGUCCAAGACGGUAAUGACGGCCGGAUGCGCUCUGUUUAUUGGCUUGGCACAGGUAAACGCCGAGAUGACAGAGCGUGGCCUGUACAACCAGAUGCUCUUUGUCUACUUUCUCCUUGUCAUCUUUGGUCAAAUCAUCGAGCAGACCACGCCCAUGUUCAUGACCCAGCGGACCCUAUAUGAAGCUCGAGAGAGACACGCAAAGACGUACUCGUGGGUCGCUUUCCUCUGCGGCACGAUGACGGCCGAGAUCAUGUGGAACUCGCUCAUGGCCGUCUUUUCUUUUCUUCUCUUCUACUUCCCGCUGGGUCUCUACCGCAACGCAGAACAUACCGGCGCGGUUCACUCACGCGGCAUCGCCAUGUUCCUCAACAUUUGGGCCUUCUUUGUCUUCUCCACCACGUUUGGGUUCCUGAUCAGUGCUGGCAUCGACACGGCAGAGGUGUCGGGCGGGAUCGUGAACCUCUUCUUCAUCAUGAUGUUCGCCUUUGCUGGCGUCCUCGCCGGGCCCGACGAGCUACCCCGCUUCUGGAUCUUCAUGUACCGCGUGAACCCAUUCACCUACAUCGUCGAGGCCCUCGUCGCGACCUCCCUGGCCGACGCGCCGGUCUCGUGCAUCGACAGCGAGCUGCUGACGUUUGAGGCGCCCUCCGGACAGUCCUGCGACGCGUACCUGGGCCCCUACAUGCGGCAGAACGGCGGAUACCUGGCCGGCGAGAGCAGCGGCAGCUGCAGCUACUGCCCCACGGUCCAAUCCAACUCGUUCCUGACCGCCCACGGCCUCUACUUUGACAACCGGUGGAGGGACUUUGGCCUGGUCUGGGCGUACUGCCUGUUCAACAUCCUCGGGGCCAUCGGCAUGUACUGGCUGCUGCGUGUGCCCAAGGGCAAAAAGGUUAGGGCAUGA